GCGCGAGUUGUCACGUGACAUUUCCAUCCAGCAGUUCGGUGGGAUUUAUGUAAAUGGUGAGUGCGAUGCUUUACUGAUGGAGUUUGAUUUCUGAUAAAGAUGCUUGAUAUCUUCAACAUGUUUUUGGAGAACAAAAGAAGAGUAACACAUACCCAAUUGGAUUAACAAGUGAAAGAAUAUUGUUCAUAUUUGUAAGGUGAUCUAAUUAAAUCGUAACCUUUUGAUUUGAAAUGUGUAAAACUCGGGGUAAAUAUAUGGAGCUUCUCCUGUUGAAUUCAUAGGAGCUAAUUAAUGCUCUUAUUAAAGUGCGACAGAACACCCAUUGGAUGGUUUCAAAUGAAAAUGGAUCAGCAAUGUUAUUACGAAAAUAAAACCGGCUUGAUUAUUAAUAACUUAAUACAAUGCAAAAAGCCAUGAGCCAUGCAUUAUGUGUGGGGGUUUUCGGUGAUUGGUAACUCCGCAUUGUGGAUGAAAUACUUGUGUUAUUAUUUGGCUUGAUCGAAUGUGCUUUCUGACGUUUUCUUAGUGGAGUAUGGGAAACAGGUGUGGCCGAAAAGAAGCUGAUGUGGAUUCAGCAUGGCAACAGCAGAACAAGGAGUUUGCGACAAACCCUGUGUACAAAUACGUAAAUUUUGCCGGUGGCGGGAAGUUGAUAGAUGCGUACAAGACAGGGGGAACUGAAGCAGUUGAGAAAAUUGCAAAAACGGAGAUUCUACCGUUUUUGUACAAUAACGGAAAUGGUGCUAUUAUUACUAGGUUGGAUCACAUAAAAUGGCAAUGCCGUAUGCAGGCUAAAUUUACGGGUUCAACAGUGUGGGAGACUCGAACAGACGAACAGCUGCUGAAUGAGUAUAAAGAGGACUACUUCAACAAAGUGGUCCCUCACGAGGCAUGCUGGGACCUAAACAAGAGGGGAGGGGUCGGGGAAACUCCAUUCCAGAUCCUCUAUCUGGUGGACUCGCCCGCGCAUCAUGCUGUGGGGGAAAUCCUCCUCCGACUCUAUCCUAAACUCAGCCUGGACGUGUAUGAAGGGGAGGAAUAUUUUGGGGAGAGUGCCCUGCAUAUAGCCAUUGUGUUUGGUUGUCUAGAUGCUGUCAAACUUCUUAUUGAAAAAGGUGCUAAAAUAGACCAGCGAAGCACGGGGCGAUUCUUCCUGCCUGAAGACCAGAAGAAGGGCCAUACAAAGACUACAAAUUAUGAAGGAUAUGCAUACUACGGGGAAUACCCUAUACACUUCGCGGCAGCCACGGGAAACCAGGAAAUUUACGACUACCUCAUAGAUCAUGGAGCGAAUCCGAACGCCCAGGAUACGUUUGGAAACACUGCUCUUCAUAUGGUGGUUAUCUGCAAUCAAGUGGAAAUGUAUAAAUACAUUGUGAGACAUCACAAGCUUCCCGCCAAAACGGACAUCAAGAACAACGUGAACCUGACCCCCCUGACCCUCGCCAGUAAGCUGGGACGGCACACCAUCUUCAAGGAGAUGCUGGAGCUAGGGAGUCUGGAGCUGUGGCGUUACAGUAACAUCACCUGUUCCCUGUACCCUUUACUGGCUCUGGACUCCAUAGGACCAACAGGAGACACAAACUGGAAUUCUGCUCUAAUGAUCAUCAUUAAUGGCGAGAAUGACGACCAUCUUGAGAUGUUGGAGGGUGGAGUCAUGAGACAACUGCUCGAUGAAAAAUGGAAGGCAUUCGCCAGGAGGCGGUUUUUUGUGCGGUUAUUUCUAGCACUAAUACAGCUGAUCUUAAUAAGUGUAGCAGUGUACUUGCGACCCAAAACAAAUCUUCUUGCCGUAAAUAGUUAUACAGAUGUUAUUCGUUUUGUUUGUGAGAUUUUAACGUGUAUAGGAUGUUCCAUAACGUUAGUGGCGGACAUCUUUGAAAUCAUUACUCAGGGAGUUUUUAGUUUCUUAAAAAAUUGUAAAAAUGCGCCAGCGCAGACACUGUUCAUGAUAUCGUGCACUCUGUUCCUGGCCUGUGUACCGUUCCGGUUCCUGGAGAUGAAGCAGGUGGAGGACGUCCUGAUGAUAAUAGCGGUGCCUUGUGCAUGGCUUUUCCUACUGUUCUUUGCCAGAACCUUUAAACUAACAGGACCUUUUGUCACAAUGAUCUACAAAAUGUUGCUAGGUGAUCUCCUGCGAUUUGGCAUUAUUUAUGUAAUUUUCCUCACUGGAUUCACACAAGCCUUUUACUUCCUGUUUCGGGGAAAUACCAGUACCCAGAGCCAAGGGUUCGACGACAUUGGUGACACAGUCCUGACCCUCUUCCAAAUGACCUUGGGCGAAUUUAAGUUUAGCCGCGGAGGAACUUCAUCACAGUACCAGGAUUUCAAUUACACCAAAUACUCUGCACUGACAAAGAUUGUAUUCGCCAUCUUCAUGAUGUUGGUGCCCAUUCUGCUACUGAACAUGUUGAUUGCCAUGAUGGGUAACACUUAUCAAAUGGUCAUUGCCAAAUCAGAAAAGGAAUGGAGAAAACAGUGGGCAAAGAUAGUGGUUGUUUUGGAGAGAGGCUUUUCCAGGAACCAGUUACUGGAGUUCCAGAAGAUGUACGCCAUCAAGAUGAUGGGUCCCCCCAAGGAAAACCUGGCCGAGAUAACGGAGCAGGUGGAGGAACAGCGAGGUCUGAUGGUCAUCAAAACAUCCAGCAAGACCAAGGCCCGGCAACGGAAGGGAGCCAUCUCCAACUGGAAGAUCAAAACAUUUGGACCAGUAUGGUGCACAGAAGAGGAUGUCAUGUUAUUUGGGAAAGAAAUCAUCAAACAGCUAAAGAAGCACAAAAACAAAGGAAGGAAAGAACCAUUUAAACUGGGUAAAAUCAAGCGCAAGAGAAAACCUUCUUUUAACGAGUCAGAUUAUUCCAGUGAUGAAGAUGAAAAAGCAAAAAUGUUUUCCAAGACAUUGCAACAGUUGGCAUGGGAACGAGAUAUUGACCUCACCAAGGGUAAAACUUUUGUGACAGAUCCCAAUUUGAUAGAGAAGUUAUCUCCAUACAUCAAAAAGGAGGAUCUUAGCAAACCUCCUGCUGUCCCCAAUCAUCAUAGCCCCGCAAAUUCUAACAAUAAUAACUCUCCAACCCCCAAUCACGUUCCAAAUGGAGUCAAGCAUAGGGGACCAGGGGAAAGAACUGUGAAAAAGCCAGCAGGAACUCCAAAAGCUGCCACAACUAAACAGUUUAGUUAUAACAGGGUCUCACCCCUAACACUUACCAAACAACCUUCCCCAGCGGAAGAGUCGGGUAGUGAUUGGGAAGGUUCGAAACCUAGUCGUAGUGUGUUAAAGGGUAUGUCAGUGACUGAUAUUUCUCUGCAUGGCAUAGACUCUGCAAAGAGCAGCUAUCGCAAAAUGUUUCUAGAAGAGUCUAGACAGACUAAAGACAUCCAAAAACUACCUACGGAAGAAGUGCCAAAUGUUGCUUUUAAGCAAGGAUAUGCAAGUUCAAAGUCAGGCAGUGUCAAAUCGGACAAGUCAAAGUCUGACUCGGAGUACAAACCUAGUUUUUAUUCAAAGUCUGAGGAUGGAUACACAAGUCAAGGGAGUGUAGAAUCUUCAAGGGCAUCGAGGGUAUCAAAAAGUUCUUCUAGAACAUCUAGACAUUCCCAAAGGUCAACCACGACUACAACGGAUGAGACUUCCACAUCCACAGCUACUAAGUCCUCAAAAGGAGGAGCAGACUGUUCUCUACAGGAAGUAGACUCUGAAACCGAGGACACGUCACAUAUAUCAAAGAUCAGUUCUUCUCGGCAGGAAACAGAACAUGAAACUAGUGAGUCAUCCGCCAAGCCACCAAGACCCUCCCAUACACCAGAGGAGGAAGGGUCGCCAAAGAAACACAAGCACAAACGGAAAAAAAGCAAAAAGAGUCGACACGGUAGUCAGGCUUCAUCUUCAACUUCUCUAGUGAACUCUAUGGAGAAUGAGGACCAUGAAAGUGAAGUUUGAAGGGAUGUGUUAAUGAAAAUAUAAUGGAGGCCUUGUGUAUAAUGCAAAUGAUUUGUUAUGUUAAUAAGCAUGAUAAGCUUGUCUUUGCUUUUUUUUAAACUGGUGACAGGUGUUUGUACACAAACACAAUCACGAUAGGAGGAACGUUGCUUGAAAAAGUGUCUAAGGAAAAACUGUUUGUGCAUUCUUUGUAACAGAAGCACAUUGAUGGUAUGCAUUUCACUAUUUUUUAAAUUUAUGCAAGUGUUGAUUGAUUUUGCAACAGGAAUAAAUUGAAUGACAUGCUUGAUACAUGAAGACUUUUCAGUUCAAUUUAGAAGAAGGGCAUUGCAGACGAUCUAUUUAUUUUACAAGAGAAGUCAAAGUAGAGAGUAACUAACUUGAGUGCUUUUUUUUGCGUUUCGGUUUACAAUUUCGUAAUUUCAUUUGAUAAGAUCCAACUAAAUCCUUAUGAACUAUAUUUAAGAAACACCUAUGGAAAACAUCAUUUACCACCUAUUCUGAAUCUUAUGUUCGAUGGAACUGCUAAAAUCAGAAAUAAUGAACAUAUUUAAAGCUGAUACAUGAUCUUCAUGCUAUUAUUAACAUUAAUUUAUUGGUUUGGUUUAAGUGUGACUGGAGUUUUAAUUAUUUUUUUCAAUGGAGAGAAUUCAUUAAGACAGAGCACAGUUUGUUUCAUAUUCUUACGGUAUUUCUUGCACACGAUUCUGAUAUUUUUUGAGAUUUGUUUUAAGAAAGGGUACACUAUCAAGGGUACAAUAUUGCUGCGUUGCCUUAUGUUUUCAAGCAACACAUUUUUAAUAAGUUUUUUUAAAUGUAAAAGUAAUCCGUUGGUCUGUUUUUUUUCUUUACGUUUUCAUGGAUGUAUUUGUUGUAAACUUGUAAUUAACUAUGGUUACGAUUUGUUUGCUCUUUUAAUGUGGGUAAUUUGUAUUAAAGAGUACUUGUAUCAAAAUGAUCAAAAGCCAAAAAAUUAUUCAAGAUUAAUCAAUGACAAUGUGACUUGCUGAAGUAAUAAAAAAAUACUAUCAAAUGGAAAAUUUAAACCUUCAAGUCUCGUUUGGACAAACCAGAUACUAAGAUGCUUGAAAUAUGAUAAGUACAUACAUCAUAUAAUUAUUUAUCAUUAUGUGUAUGGAGAAAGAAAAAAAAUUCAGUGUAUGUAGUCACAGCUUAAAAUAUCCCAUUCGGGUCAACUUGCAGAACUUUUAUUUUGCGUUUUUUAACUGUAUUCUAGCGCUCUUUCAUUUCAAAAGGAAGAAAAUAAGUUCGUGUAUAAAUAUGAGCAGGCCGUGGAGUUGAAAACAUAUUAGAUGACGUUUAUAUCAAAUAUCCAUGACAAGAAGCUGUUCUAAGGUUGAUAUUAUGUUCUACAUAAAAUAAUGUUAGAUAGUGCCAAACUGUGUUAUGUCCCUUUGUGAUAUUCAUUCAUUCAUGGUUUUUUUCCGUUAACUUCAAACAAUGUACAUUCCUUUCUUCGUAUGGAAUAUUAACAUUUUCAUAAAAUGACACAAACUUCGAGAAAAAAAAAAUAAAAUAGAAAAAUAAUGUUUUGAAACCCUUGCUGUAGAAAAUUGAUAUACUCACUCUUAUUAUUUAUAUCCAAAUUCCGUCCAUUAUGAAAUUUCUCUCAUAAUGUGUGCAAUAAAUAGAUAUGAAAUUUCAUGAAAUAAAUCAUCAAAACAGUGCUUAUUAGUAAAAUAUCAUAAUGAUAUGCAUUGUCAAUUUUUACGUAUCAUGAUUUAAUGUAAUCUGUGUCCAUUUUAUUAUUUUGAUAAUUGUCAUCUUUGUAUACAGAUUAAUUCCCCCUCUUUCUGUGAUUGAUUAAUUUUUGAGUGAUUUUAUUUUUUUAUAUAUGUAAAUGAAUGUGAUAAUUUAUCCCUGUGAUUUUAUUCAACUCUUGUUAACAAUGAAAACAACAAUUUAAAUUGUGUAUAAAAGGCAAUUUCAAAUUAUUAAUCAUUCUGUAAAUACCGUAGAUAAAAAUCUUCUGUCAAAAUCUACUGUGAAAAGUGAAACGAUUCUUUAGAGAAAUUUUAUUUCUGCAAAUUGUUAUCUUUUGAAUUAUGUUGAUAUAAGAAUAUUUAUGUAUCCAAAAUGCAUUUGAUAAAAAUGAUACGAAGACCUUAAUUUUUAUGCUGAAAGAAUGAGAUUUAGAAUUUUUUCUAUUUUUUAAUUGAUAAUAUAUUUUUUUAAAUUACAAAUAAUAUUAAUUUAAUAAUAUUAUAAAGUUAUUUCAUUCAAAUUCAAGCCGCACUAUACCUUUUGUUGGACAGUUGAACGCUUUGGCAUUAAUUGUUAUAAAUGUUUGAAAACAUAAAAAUGGAGUAAAGAUGCCAAGUACUGGCAUCAAAUGCAUUAUUUUAUAUGUAUGUACGAUGAUAGGCGGUACAUAUUUGUUGAUGUUAUUUUUGUACAACCCUGUAACUGUGUCUAGGAUCUUCCAUUGUAAUAACACUACACUGUUUGUUGGCAUCAGGCUUCUCUAUAUGAUUAGACAAAAGUACUUGUUCUGUUGUAUAAAUGAUUUCAUUUGAUAAAUAAAUCUUAACAAA
Messenger RNA from Magallana angulata, 6495 nucleotides. RefSeq lists its product as uncharacterized. Gene Ontology annotation, cellular component: membrane. Bases 533 to 3940 code for a protein of 1135 amino acids. Lineage: Eukaryota; Metazoa; Mollusca; Bivalvia; Ostreida; Ostreidae. Gene Ontology annotation, biological process: calcium ion import across plasma membrane. The transcript has 18 exons. The record is from RefSeq and is a predicted model, not a curated record. Gene Ontology annotation, molecular function: calcium channel activity; protein binding.